GCAGCAGUGCUGGUGGAUUGGACUGAACUUGAGAGGAUUAAACACUCACUAACCGAAUUGUUAUAAGAAGAAGAAGAGUUGCUUAUUCAAUGCAUCUCGUCGUCAUAUAGCAGCGUUUAUACGAUCUCGACUCAUGCUGUAUUGUGUGUGACUGACUUUGUACUUUUUGGUACAGGCCGAGAUAAGAUAACUCGUCUACAAGAUAAGCUUUUUGUUACCAUUUUAUCACUCAUCACCAACCAAACAACAAGGACUCUGCUGUUCCUGCUGCACUCCGACUGCAUUGAUUACUGAUUAAGGAACAAGAUAAAUAAUAAAAACAAAUCGAUGCAUCUCUUAAUUCUCAUCUGAUAAGUACUUAGCGUAUACUUAGUUUUGGUCGAUAAGAAUGACACUAAUAAUGCGAAUUGGUCGCACUUUUUGUGACAAUUUUUCAUGACAUAGUAUGAAAAAGUGUUACGAGUAAAAGUAGUGACCCUUCAUUCAUAUUUGGAAGGAAGUAAAAGUGCAUCUUUCUAAGAAUUUAUAAAGUGGGUGGAAUUCCUUCAUCUGUUUCAUGUGAUAAGUAUUUAAAACAAGAUAACGUGUUAUCGGGUGGAAGUGAACUGAUAAUUUUAUUCUCAAAUGAAUGGUAAAUCUUAACAGUUUAACAUGCAUCCAUUAUUUGGAGGCGAUUUGAAAUCUUGAACAUACAAAAUGUGCAGAAACACAAAUACAAUUGUCAGGAUUUUUGUGGCGUGAGUGAGUGGAAACAUUAAAUACUAAUACAAAAAAAACGUGUUGAAUUGUGAUGACGCGUGAGACGAAUCUGGGUGUGUACAUGGAGCGCGGAGGUUUUGGGGGGGAGGAGGCGAUGGGCGCAGACGGAUUCUUCGCCGACCCACGCGUCGCCAGAUACUACUCGCAACACAGCGUCAUGCAGUCCCAGUACUCACAAAUGGGUCGCAUGACUUCUCACGUCGCCUCGUCGAACAGUCCCCCCGUAUCCGGCGGAGGCGGUGGCGGCGGCGGCGGGAGUGGUGGGGGCUCCCUCUCCGGCGGGGGAGGUCACCUGUCCGCCGUGUGUCGCCCCCAGUUCCACCAGCCCGCCUCGCUGCACCACCCUUGGCUGGGGGAGCGUGGCUGGACGAUGCCUUCGUCAGGCUACAAAUCCUUCCCCUUUCCCCCCACGCCGCCGAAGGACUCGUCCACCCCGGAAGCCGCGGGGACCACGAAUGGCUCCGACUACUCGUCCUGCCCGUCCUCCGAAGAUCUCAAAGUGCCCCCGAAAGGGAGAGAAGGUGUGGUUGACUACUACAACAACAACUACUUCCCCCCCGCCUCCCACCAACAUUUCCUCUACCAUUCCUCCUCAAAUAAUAAUAAUAAUAAUAACCACUCCUCCUCCUCCUCCUCCCACAACCACCAUUCGAGUAGUAGUAGCAAAAAUAAUGCGUCCAGUUCCUCGCCCACACCCACUUUCCUGACGCCCACGUCCUCUUCCUCCUCCUCAAAGUCCAACCCUAGUUCCAACAAUUCCGCCAACUCGAACUCGCAGAGAAACAAGAGUCGAACUAGUGCUGAGGGUCGUGAGUGUGUCAACUGUGGGGCGACGUCGACCCCUCUCUGGCGUCGGGAUGGGACGGGUCACUAUUUGUGUAACGCUUGCGGUCUCUACUACAAGAUGAAUGGGCAAAAUCGACCACUUAUCAAACCAAAGAGACGACUUUCCGCAGCGCGUCGUGCGGGGACGAGUUGUGCAAACUGUAAAACGACGACGACAACCCUUUGGCGACGGAAUCAUAACGGAGAACCGGUCUGCAAUGCGUGCGGACUUUACUAUAAACUUCACAAUGUAAACCGUCCCCUCACGAUGAAGAAGGAGGGGAUCCAAACUCGAAAUCGGAAGCUGAGUUCGAAGGGUAAAAAGAAGAAGGGGUCGCUCGGGCUGCCAGAUAAUCUCAACAAGACGGCCUUCUCCUCCUUCAACCCGGCCGCGACGUCCAUGUCCCCCUACAUGUACCACAAUGGAGGGAUGCAUCAUCACCAUCACCACCACCACGGGGGCGGCAUGGGCGGAGGCUUCGUCCCCUCUGGACCUCCAAUGUCAAUGUCCAGCGUGGGGAUGGGGAUGAGCAGUUUGGGUCUCUCAGGUCCUGGUUCCUUAGGUCUUGGCUCGGCUGGUUCUCUAGGCCUGCCAACACAACACAUGACUGCCGGCUGGAGAACAGAAUACACUUGAGAAUAAUAUUCUUCAAAUAGCAAAAAAUUACUGCUUCAAUUACAUAUUCCCCAUCAUCAACUUUACGAAAAAAAAUACUUAUGCUAUACAAAAAAUUACAUAAUCGCGCCAACCCAAUUUACAAAAUUUAUAAUCAUCAUCAAUUAAUUAUUGGAAGAAAUUGAUCCCCAUAAUAUCUAUUUUCCAUUCAACUUUAAUAAAAAUUUACAAAAAUUCAGCCAAAUGGAAUCAAAGUCCCGCAGAAAAUUACACUUUUUCACCGUGUACAAAAACCACCCAAUUAAAUCCCGGAUGCUGCUGGACUUACUUAAAGUUGGACUGGAACUGAAGAUAAGUGCUUAUCUUAUCUAAAUGGCCGAUCUCUCCUCCAUCUCUCUCUCUUUCUUUCUCAAGGAAUAUAUAAUAAUAAUUCUUCCCCGUUAAUUAAUUAAUUAAUUAAUUAAUCCACAUUCCUCACAAUUUUUAUGUUUUUCUCCCAAGUGUGAACACAUCCUUCUCUCCUUGAUGAAAUGUUUUAUUGAAGUUACCAAACUCGGCAUUUAUUCUUUCACGGAUUGAUUCAAAGUAUUUAUUACGUGAUUCAUUUUAUUUUUUAAGGUACUUAGAUAUUUAAUUGACGGAUUAUUUUCAAUCUUCACCCAUUUAAUGUUUGUAUUUACAAUGUUUACACGUCAGUUUUUUUUUACAAAAAAGUAUUUUUUGAGGUACUUAAUUGACGGAUUUUCAAUCAUCUUCGUACAAUGUUUGUUUACACGUCUUUUUUUAAAAAGCAAAGUAUGUUCUUCAAAUUUCAUUCAUUCAUUCAUUUCAUUCUCACCUCUCAUUCACAGUUAGAUAUUAUUCGAUUCGAUGAAAAGCCUGGCCUGGCUCGGCUUCCGUGUCAGUCUAGACAGAAAAAUGGUUCAUUUAUACUUGCUACGUACAUAAUUAAUUAGCUACUUAACUUAAAAUCGGACUUUAUUUUCAUAAAAACAAAACAACAAUGUUAAUUAAUUAAUCUUCUUGGGACAAUCUCUCUGGGGCAAAUUAGGUAGCAAUUUUCUCUAUUUAUUCAAUUAAGUACUUAUCUAAUAAGCCUACAUUAGAAGCUCAUCCAUUAAUUAAUUAAUUAAUUACCUAUUUAACUGUGGAGAGAGCCAGCAGUAAGAUAAAAGACGUAAAUAUUUGCAUUUAUUAUACAAAGUCCAAGUAUUAUUAGUCUUUACUUUGCAUUCUUGCGUGAUAUCCAGUCAAUAAUUACAAAAUUACGAAAAUCGUCACAAUUUCAUUAUCAAUCAAUUCCGAGUAUUUUAAAAUUUAUGUGCAUUUUCUUUUUAUUACUGCGAACAAAAUAUCACAUGACUAUUUACUUUUCACCCUCUUUAAGAAUGAGCAUUUACUUAUGUACUUACUGAAUCAGCAAUUAAUUACCUCAUUUAUUUCAAUUUUGUCCCCUUCUUCUGCUUGAAUAUCUUCAUAAUUUAUUUACAUAUUUCUCCUCGCCAAUCACGAAACUUGCAGAAGUAAUUGAAUACAAAAUACCAACCAAACCAAAACAACCAAACAUUUAUACGUAAACCGGAUAUAUAUUUAAAGUAUAUAAGUAAGCAAUAUUUGUGUAUGUGUAUCAUCGUAAUAUUUAAAUUACCUCAUUAUCAUUAUUAUCCUAUUAUUUUCCUGGUAAUAAUAUCUAAUAAGUCUAGGUAUUUAGUCGUAUUAAUUAAAUACUUAGUUAUUAUUCUGCGACAUAUAAUUAUACAAAAGUUAAUUAAUGUCCCCAUCAACCAAAUGAUAUUCAAUUAAGUACGUAUUUAUUUAUCUCCUGAACUCCUCCUCGGAAUGUCAAUAAUAGUCGGAUUUUCCGGAAUAAUAUAUAAUUGUUCAAUUUGUAUCGUAUCGAUCCAAAAUUUGAAUAAUUAAUUAAGGCGUAAUGUAAAAUACUUUUAAGGCGUGUGUGAAUACUGUAAAGUAAAGAAUUAAGACUAAAUUUUAGCUAUGUAUUUGCAAGAAAAAAUGCAAAAAACCAUGAUAAAUAUUUAAUAAGAAACCAAACCAGAAACCAAAAACUAUUGUCGAUUCCAUAAAAUACAUAAUUGUUAUUUAGUUAAGUACAUAAAUAAAUAGUCUCGAUUGCCGACAAAAGUGAUGAAAUAAGAAUAAUAAUAAAAACUUGAAAGGAAUAUUCCA
This is a messenger RNA of Folsomia candida, 4387 nucleotides long. Its product is annotated as GATA-binding factor C. The transcript is spliced from 7 exons. Gene Ontology annotation, molecular function: RNA polymerase II cis-regulatory region sequence-specific DNA binding; zinc ion binding; DNA-binding transcription factor activity, RNA polymerase II-specific. The record is from RefSeq and is a predicted model, not a curated record. Gene Ontology annotation, biological process: cell fate commitment; negative regulation of transcription by RNA polymerase II; positive regulation of transcription by RNA polymerase II. Bases 791 to 2221 code for a protein of 476 amino acids. NCBI's taxonomy places the organism in Eukaryota, Metazoa, Arthropoda, Collembola, Entomobryomorpha, Isotomidae.